Lottia gigantea (owl limpet) is the source of this 465-nucleotide messenger RNA. RefSeq lists its product as hypothetical. NCBI's taxonomy places the organism in Eukaryota, Metazoa, Mollusca, Gastropoda, Lottiidae. The coding region runs from base 1 to 465 and encodes 154 amino acids. The record is from RefSeq and is a predicted model, not a curated record. The transcript is spliced from 2 exons.
AUGCCAGAAUGGAUACCUGGAGAUUUAGAUGAAAUCCUUCCUCUAGAACCAAAGAAGAUUAGUUAUGAGAAAAGAGGUCAUCCUCCAGAUGUUGAUGUGUGGCAACUCUGUCCACACACUAUGGCUCAAGCUGAUUGCUUUUAUACAUAUCUGAAAGUGUAUGCAAGACUAAGGAAGGGAGCUCGGGAGAUAGACCCUGUGCAUAUGAGAAAUAUCGGCAAGCGAUCCUCUAUAGAUGACCAAGUCCAUUCUUUGUCAGAAGUGAGAAGCGAUCGUCCUUCUGUUCGACGUGAUUUGCCUUCAGUUGGACUCGAUAUGCCUUCAGUUGAACGCGGUUUGUCAACAGUGAAACCCGACCAAAUAACAAUUAACUGCCCGAAUUCAAUGGAAAGUGUGGACUGUUUGUAUAGAACUGUGUUAUUUGCCCAGAAUAUUUUACGAGUGUAUAAAAAUAGAAAAUCAUGA